This is a messenger RNA of Onychomys torridus (southern grasshopper mouse), 3921 nucleotides long. RefSeq names its product ER membrane protein complex subunit 1 (gene Emc1). Gene Ontology annotation, cellular component: EMC complex. The transcript has 24 exons. Gene Ontology annotation, biological process: protein folding in endoplasmic reticulum. The record is from RefSeq and is a predicted model, not a curated record. NCBI's taxonomy places the organism in Eukaryota, Metazoa, Chordata, Mammalia, Rodentia, Cricetidae. Gene Ontology annotation, molecular function: protein binding. The coding region runs from base 234 to 3221 and encodes 995 amino acids.
CGGGCUGUCUCCCCGUUUGCACCCUGCCCCGUGCCUGGAAGGCCACUUCCUGGCCCAGGCUUCAGAGCUCUCCAGUCCCUCCAGUCCCUCCAGUCCCUCCACUCCCGGCGGCUCCCGAGCCCUGGGCGCUCCAAGUGCCUCGCUCACCGCCUCCUCUCUAUAGUUCGCCCCGGGGAGGGGCUUGAGGCCCAGUGCAUGCCGGGAUGGCGGCGGGCGGUGCUUGAGCUUCAAUCAUGGCGGCCGCUGUGGCGUCCGGGUUCUGGCUCUGGGCUACGCUGCUUCUUCCUGCGGCCGCGGUCUACGAAGACCAAGUGGGCAAGUUUGACUGGAGACAGCAGUAUGUUGGAAAGCUCAAGUUUGCCUCCUUGGAAUUUUCCCCUGGAUCUAAGAAGUUGGUUGUGGCCACAGAGAAGAAUGUGAUUGCUGCGUUAAAUUCUCGUACUGGAGAGAUCUUGUGGCGCCAUGUUGACAAGGGCACAGCAGAAGGAGCUGUGGAUGCCAUGUUGGUCCAUGGACAAGAUGCAAUCACUGUAUCCAAUGGAGGGCGAAUCAUGCGUUCUUGGGAGACUAACAUUGGGGGCCUGAACUGGGAGAUAACUCUGGACAGUGGCAGUUUCCAGGCACUUGGGCUGGUGGGCCUGCAGGAGUCGGUGAGGUACAUUGCAGUUCUGAAGAAGACAACUCUCACUCUCCAUCACCUCUCCAGUGGGCACCUGAAGUGGGUGGAACAUCUCCCAGAGAGUGACAGCAUCCACUACCAGAUGGUGUAUUCCUACGGCUCCGGGGUGGUGUGGGCCCUUGGCAUCGUUCCCUUCAGCCAUGUGAACAUUGUCAAGUUUAACGUGGAGGAUGGAGAGAUUGUUCAGCAGGUCAGGGUUUGGACUCCAUGGCUGCAGCAUCUCACUGGGGCCUGUGGUGUGGUUGACGAGGCUGUCCUGGUGUGCCCUGACUCCAGCUCACAUUCCCUCCACACUUUGGCCCUGGAGACAGAAUGGGAACUGCAGCAGAUCCCCCUGCAGUCUCCUGACUUAGAGUUUGGAAGUGGAUUCCAGCCUCGAGUGCUACCCACGCAACCCAGUCCAGUGGCUCCUUCUCGGGCCCAGUUCUUCCUACAGUUGUCCCCAGGCCACUACGCUCUGCUGCACUACGACCAUGGUGCCGUGACUCUGCUCAAAAACUUCCCCCAGGCCACUCUCGUGAGCUUUGCCACCACCGGAGAGAAGACAGUGGCUGCAGUCAUGACCUGUCGAACUGAACAAAAACCUGGCAGUGCUGGAGAUGGGACUAUGGCCAGCUUUCCUGAGACAUCAAAGGCACAGGACUCUCUGGCUUGCUUCAACCAAACCUACACCAUUAACCUCUACUUAGUGGAGACAGGUCGGCGGCUGCUAGACACUACAAUUUCCUUCAGCCUGGAGCAGAAGGGCACUCAUCCUGAGCGGCUGUACAUCCAGGUGUUCUUGAAGAAGGAUGACUCGGUGGGCUACCGGGCCUUGGUGCAGACACAGGACCACCUGCAGCUGUUCCUGCAGCAGCUAGCUGGGAAGGUGGUGUUGUGGAGCCGAGAGGAGUCCCUGGCAGAAGUGGUGUGCCUGGAGAUGGUGGACCUCCCCCUGACUGGGGCACAGGCUGAACUGGAAGGAGAAUUUGGCAAGAAGGCAGCGAUUCAAGACGGCUUGCUGGGCAUGUUCCUGAAACGUCUGUCAUCUCAGCUCAUCCUGCUCCAGGCCUGGACUUCCCACCUCUGGAAAAUGUUCUACGAUGCUCGGAAGCCCCGAAGCCAGAUUAAGAAUGAGAUCAACAUUGACACAUUGGCCAGAGAUGAGUUCAACUUGCAGAAGAUGAUGGUGAUGGUAACAGCCUCAGGCAAGCUCUUUGGCAUUGAGAGCAGCUCUGGCACCAUCCUGUGGAAACAGUAUCUGCCCAAUGUUAAGGCAGACUCCUCCUUUAAGCUGAUGGUCCAGAGGACUACUGCUCAUUUUCCCCACCCACCUCAGUGCACGCUGCUGGUGAAGGACAAGGAAACAGGAAUGAGCUCUCUGUUUGUCUUCAACCCCAUUUUUGGCAAGUGGAGCCAGGUGGCUCCCCCAGUGCUUAAGCGCCCCAUCUUGCAGUCCUUGCUUCUCCCAGUCAUGGAUCAAGACUACGCCAAGGUGCUGCUGUUGGUGGAUGAUGAAUACAAGGUCACAGCUUUUCCAGCUACUCGGAAUGUCUUACGACAGCUACAUGAACUUGCUCCCUCCAUCUUCUUCUACUUGGUGGAUGCAGAGCAGGGGCGGCUCAGCGGAUAUCGGCUUCGGAAGGAUCUCACCACAGAACUGAGUUGGGAACUCACCAUUCCCCCAGAAGUGCAGCGGGUCGUCAAGGUGAAGGGGAAGCGCAGCAGCGAACACGUGCACUCCCAGGGCCGGGUGAUGGGGGAUCGAAGUGUACUCUAUAAGAGUCUGAACCCCAACCUGCUGGCUGUGGUGACAGAGAGCACGGAUGUCCACCAUGAGCGCACCUUUAUCGGCAUCUUCCUCAUUGAUGGUGUUACUGGCCGCAUCAUCCACUCCUCUGUGCAGAAGAAGGCCAAGGGCCCCGUCCACCUCGUGCAUUCAGAGAACUGGGUGGUGUACCAAUACUGGAACUCUAAGGCUCGGCGCAAUGAACUGACCGCCCUGGAGCUCUAUGAGGGCACUGAGCAGUAUAAUGCCACCGCCUUCAGCUCUCUAGACCGUCCCCAGCUGCCCCAGGUCCUCCAGCAGUCCUACAUCUUCCCCUCCUCAAUCAGUGCCAUGGAGGCUACCAUCACCGAGCGUGGAAUCACCAGCCGGCACUUGCUCAUUGGGCUGCCUUCUGGAGCGAUCCUUUCCCUCCCCAAGGCCUUGCUGGAUCCCCGACGUCCUGAGAUCCCAACAGAACAAAGCAGAGAGGAGAACCUGAUCCCAUAUUCUCCAGAUGUCCAGAUCCACGCAGAGCGAUUCAUAAACUAUAAUCAGACAGUCUCUCGAAUGCGAGGCAUCUACACAGCACCAUCAGGCUUGGAGUCCACUUGUUUGGUUGUGGCCUAUGGUUUGGACAUUUACCAAACUCGAGUUUACCCAUCUAAGCAGUUUGAUGUUCUCAAGGAUGACUAUGACUACGUGCUAAUCAGCAGUGUCCUUUUUGGCCUGGUUUUUGCCACCAUGAUCACAAAGAGGCUGGCACAGGUGAAACUCCUCAAUCGAGCCUGGCGGUAAAACAGGAGCUUCCUGCCAGCGUGGAGAGCCUUGGGGAAGAGGGUCAGCUAAGGAGCUGUGGCCGUGGAUUGGGCUCUCAUCUCACUGAAUCUGGGGGAAGAAGAUGACCUUCAUGUAGAACUGCUGGGAUUCAGUGACGCACAGUCCUUGUGGGACGGAGAGCCACCUCAGCGACCAUCUCCAUGCAUCUGACCCACUGCUCUGUUUCCUUUAUCUGCCCAUCCAUGGAUAUUCUGGGCCUUUUUGCUCUUGUUUUUUCCUUUUAUAAGACCCCUGGUUUUUCUCUUUGGAGGCUGUUUAAAUUGACUUUAGUUAGCCUUCUGUGUCUCUAGUCUUACUAGAAAUCCUCUGACAACUUGUUCUCCAUCUCUUGCUUCCAAGCCUGAUGGGUCAGCUCUGCCUUAAAGGUGCACUUGGCUGCCUGACCCUGAUGGGGCCGAUGCCAGAGCCAUUCUUAGCUACAGUCUGAGGACUGAUCCCACCCCAUGGCUUCUCUCUGAAAUCACAGAAGUUGAGGGUUCCAUACAUGGAGUCAGAACUAAUUUUAACUAAGCUUUUGUCCCAUGCUGUCAUUCGUCUCAACCUACCAAAGCCAAGUAAUGUGGCUUCUCACCCACAGCCUGUGCUUUUCUCUUGAGCUGUACGAGGGCUGAAGUCUUUCCUUUUUAAAAAAAAAAUUAAAUAUUUUUUGGUUUUUCAA